Messenger RNA from Pocillopora meandrina, 11936 nucleotides. The record is from the annotation of a GenBank genome assembly. Lineage: Eukaryota; Metazoa; Cnidaria; Anthozoa; Scleractinia; Pocilloporidae.
AAUUUCCAAACUUAUGAACAUGCAUAAAAAACCCUAUAAGAAAGGGACUUGUUCAAUAACUAGAAGCAAGUUUCCGAGAAGAUGGAGCUCAAGUUACAAGUAGUUGUGGUGGCCUUUUUCGUACACGUCGCGCUCUCCCAAGGUACAAUUCCCAAGCAAGGAUGUGUAAUUAAGUCCAAUUUUAAUCUCUUUCCACAUUAAUCACAAUUGAGGUAUCAUUUAAGAGGACUUGAUUAUUUCCUUCUUUCUAUUCCACAUCGUACUAAUUUUUUUCUCUCUCCAGAGUGCGGCAAACGACACUUUCUCUCUCGAGUUGUGGGUGGGGAGGAUGCACCAAAGCAUUCAUGGCCUUGGCAAGUGUCACUUCGACUCCCAGGCCGCGAAGGAAAUCCGGUGCACAUAUGUGGCGGCUCCUUGAUCGGGGACGAAUGGGUGGUGACGGCGGCACAUUGUGUGGUGGACCGAUGUGACAGACCUGGGAAUCCUUCUCUGUUCACCGUUGUUCUCGGUAAGAAAACAAGCUUGUAAAGCAACCCUUUUCAGGAAGCUGCGGUGAAUCGAUCGGUACAAAAUAUUUUCAGUCCCUCAGAAAGUCAAGCUAAAUGAUUGAGUCCCCCGAGCUGGCGAAGCAUCAAUUCUGGAAUCUUAACAUUAAGAAAUAUGUGGUCGCAUGAAACAAUAAAAAUAAACUAAUAUCGAGAUCCUUCGGAAAGCACUCUAACAUUCUGCCACCAAACACUUCAUCGGAUUAGGAAAAAGUCUUGCUCACAAUAUAUGACUAAUUGACCAAGGUAACAAAAGCUACGAAGACGCGAAAACUAAGCUAAGAAAACUAAAGCCACAAAAAAAGACGACUUCGUGAUAACUCGUUCACAACUAAUUGUGUUCGUCUUUCUAAGGCGCCACAACUAGUCUUUCAACAUAAUGCUUGGGUGUUUUCGUGGAAAUGUUUAAGAGAAAAAGGAUUAAAGCAUAGCAGAGGGUAUAAGAGCGAAAAAACGUAUAAGAGCUUGGUUUGGAAGUACGAUUGCAGGACGAAAAAUCCACUUUCCACGAUCGUUGGACCAAGGACACAUUCAGAGUUCUUGAUAAGCCUUAACAACUUCAACAGAAUCAUUGUGAAAUUUAAAAAUUUUUCAGGUGCACACGAACGUCUCGGCACAACGGAUGUACAGCAGUCAAUUCAAGUAAAGGCACUCUAUCCUCACGAGGGCUUCAGUAUGCAACACUUAAAGAAUGACAUCGCCCUUUUACACCUAAGCACAAAGGCCCAGCUGAGCGAUAAAGUCAACCUCGUUUGCCUUCCUGACCAAGGAUCUCGAAUUUCUGCCGGCCAUCCUUGUUACAUAACAGGUAUGACCAGUUAACAAUGCAAGGUGUGACGUUGAUCUGUUACAAUUCUUUUUUCUGAUAUUCUAAUUCUUUUUAUUUAGGUUGGGGUCGGACCGAAGGUGGAGGCAACGUCGCAGACAUCUUGCAACAAAGGGUACUUCCCGUACAGAGCCACGAAAAUUGUUCCAAAGUAAACGACGAUUUGGGACCAAUAGACGAAACAUCCAUGAUCUGUGGAGGAAGUGGUAAAGCAAAUCAGACAGGUGGUUGCCAAGGUGAUAGCGGUGGACCAUACGUAUGCGCGGAAUAUGGCAAAUGGGUUUUGCGCGGUGCAGUGAGCUGGGGUCAUGGCUUGUGCAAGACAGAAUACUUUACUGUCUUUGCAAGAAUAAGCUCUUUCAGGGAUUGGAUUGACGCGAAGAUUGAGGGUAAGGGAAUGUCCUUACCGAUAAAAAAACUCAUUAUGUAUGAUAUAUUAACUCAGAUAAAAUAAUGAUUUCCUUAACACGCUGUAGAUUAUGAAAGUUUCUACAAAGGCUCCUUAUAGAAAUCUAACACAGGUACUUCGGAAAUUUUACAAACAAACCAAUUGAUUUUAUUUAUUUUUCCGUCAAACUAAACAAUGAGCAUUUUACAUUCUUUAUUUCCCAUAUGCUGUUUUAACAGUUAAAGCUGUGAUCAUGGGCUUUUAAACAGUAUAAAUUCAAGCUGAUUUUAGCCCCAUUUCCAUUGAGAAAUUUGUUUUAUUUAACUGUUUAUCAGGCUUUGAUCAAAUACUAAUUUAACGAUGUUUAAAAUAGCUUUCCGAUCGACAUAUGAUUUUCUGCGACGAAAUUCAUCAUUUUCGCAGUGUAUUUGAGAUGUGUACUAAAUAAUCCACUCUUCUUUAGCUUAAAUGAUAUCUUUGUUUAUGGACUGUUUUAUUUCUUCUUGUAUAAAAAGAGAUUUUGCGAGACAGAUGGUAGCAUAAUGUUUAGGUGAAAUAUUCACAGGAUAUGAAAACCAAUUAAGGUUUUCGAGUUUAUCCAAAUGCCAGGUCGUCUCUGUUAAUUACACCCCUCUGAUUGGCUGUGUCACAUAGGUUGGAUUUUUGAGCAACAAAACUUGCUACUUCUCCAGAUAUCCAUUCCAUAUAUAACAAAGUUAAUCAUCUUUAUCUCUUAAUUUCCUUUUCCUUUUUUCGUCGAUCAAUCUAGGUGAUGGAAUAGGGUCCGGUGAGUCAAUUUGUUCAGACUUACUGAUUCAAUUUGUUAAAAAAUAUAACAAAGUUCUUGACUGGGCUUCCUUUUUGCUGUUUUCCAGGUAUGGAGUGAAUAAAGGUGUCCGUCGUGUAUCUCAACAAACCUAACAGAAAGGCAAAGACCAGUGAUUUUAGUUGAUGUGGUUAAAGGGAAAAUAAAUUUGAGAAGGGUAUUGAAAGUGCAGUUCGAUUCGUUAUUUGUUAAAAAUACGUGGUUUCCUCAAUUUGAUUUUUCCUGUACGUUGGUAAAGUUUUUCAGAGUCCUUGAGCCAUACGUAGCAAGAAACUCGAAGCCUGCAGCCGAAAAUUGCUUGCCAUAAGUUUCUUACAAUUUCCCGGCUCCGACAAUUUGGUGUAUUAAAUCAAAACAAUAUUCCCCGAUUGAUAACUUCCUUUCUCCUCAUCACCUGUUUGCCCAAAAAUGCACGGAUAUUUUAAUUCGAAAUUUCUCUUUGCUCAUUUUUGAGAAUGGGUUGAUCCUCGAAUCGGAUAUACAGUCAGCAUAAACGCCCUGCCACCUCUAUCGAACCAAACAAGUUAAGGGAGCACAGAUUCUUACCCGAAGGUUUCCAUAGUGAUAUUUUGUGACACCUUGCAUUGUUCCUUGUAACAAAAUGAAACGUGCAUUCAUUAUAGUCCCAAAACUAGGUUAAACCCAGCGUGUCUUCUGCCUUCGUAAAAUAAUCAAAAUUUCCUAGCCUAGCUUAAUUAGCCUAAAGUGCCUAUAUACGGUUUUACUCGGAAAAUCUUCUGAAACAACCAUCCGUUCUAAAGAUUUCAGUCCUGGCUUUCCUGCCAUUUAAUGUGAAGUUAAACAUGCUUAAAAUCCACCUACAGCAACAACGAGAAUAAACAAUAAAUGACCACCAUUCUUUUUUGUGCAUAUAAACAAACGCUUGUUUAGAGGCUACUUGAAACCAUCAACGGCUCAGACUAAUCGGUUAAUGCAAGUUUUUUUGAGAGCUAAAAAACAGUGCCGGUUAAAGAAUAACGAAAAGUCAAUAUUUCAUGACAUUUUAAAUAUUUGGCCUCGAUAAUCUUCCCCAUGUUUUGACAAUAAGAACAUUGAAAACUGCUAUUUCAAGAAUUUUCUUCAGAUUCGCAGUGGUAACGGUCGACGAUGAGAGAAUAUUUGAGUGAACAUAAAUAUUAGUAAAAUUUAACCAGAAAAAAAAAACACUGUUUGAACUAGACGUGAUGCAUUGACCUUCGGUUAGGAAUACAUAAAAUACCAGCCGCCUCAAAUAUGACAGUCUUAAGGAGCACAAACCAUCAUUCAGAGUGCUUGCGUGACCGCGUGUGCAUACAACAUUGCUAGUACUGUGUGUUGGUUUUGUGUUGCUCAAUAAAGCGAAAGUGCCACAAUUGUCCUUGAAUUAGGUUCCACAUAAAGUGUCUUCCGUUGCAUCCGACCACUUGUAAGUUUUUUAGGCCUGGCGCGACUUCCUGGCCAUUUCACGUGAAAUAAUACUGUCUUAAAAAAAAAACUUCAAUACAAAUCAUGAGAAUUGUCAAUUCUUGGCUUUGUGCCCUUUUAUGCAUGUAAACAUCAUUGUAAACUUCUGACUAGAGGCCAUUUUAAACCAUCGUUGUCUUUUGCUAAUCAUGAUGCAAACAUUUCAAGGAAAUAGGAACAAAGGUAAAGUGAAGUAUUUAUGAAAUAUAAUGUCAUGACAUAUCUGAAAGUGAUUUCAAUAAAACAAGAAUAUGGAAUGUUGGUGAAGAAAAAUUCUUCAGAUUCGCUGCGGUAGUGUUAAACGAUAAAGUGGUAAACCUUAAUUGCACUGAAAGAAAUUUUCAAGACUAGUAAACAUCACAAAGUAACCAACACUUAAUGCGUUAACCUUGACUCAAGUAUACAGACAACAAGCACGUACGGCUGAUUUGACCUAGACAACUUAAAAGAGGACAGUCCAUUACUGAAAGUGCUUUUAUAAUUUGUUAUGAUGUUUGGACACCUUGCGAUUACAACACGACUGAACAUAUAUAUAUAUAUAUAUAUAUAAACCCUCCAUGCAAGGGACUUUUCUCACAGCCAGAAGAAACUUUCCAAAAAGAUGAAGCUUUAUUUACAAGUGGUUGUGGUGGCUAUUUCCUAAAACUGGUACUUUCCCAAGGUACAAUAUUUAAGUAAAAAGGGUUAAGUUCAAUCUAAACCUCUUCGCACGGUUCACAUUUUCUAGUUAGGUUCCAUAUAUAGUAGACUUUGUAACAGUUUACGCAUUUCCGUGUGCUCUUUAUAUAGUCAAUUUACAUCUCUCCAGACUGCGGCAAACGACGCUUUCUCUCUCGAGUUGUUGGUGGCGAGGAUGCACCGAAGCAGUCGUGGCCCUGGCAGGUGUCGCUGCGAGUUCUCAAUCAAUUUGGAGACCUGGUGCACACCUGUGGCGGUUCCUUGAUCACAGACGAACGGGUUGUGACGGUAGCGCAGUGUGUGGUGGACCAGGAUGAUAUUCCACGGGAUCCUUCUUUUUAUACCGUUAUUGUCGGUAAGAAUAAGUACAUAUUCAUCAUCGAGUGAGUUGGUACCAAUAUUUUUUUAAAUUUCAGGACGCUUGUAUUAAUCACGCAUGGCUUAAGAGCGAAAACUUGCCAAAAACCUUUUGAAGACUGAACGAGUUCAAGAGUAAAAGAGUAUACAAUGUAAUAUUUGUCUCUCUUGCCUUCUCUGCACUUAAAUUGGUGUAAUGCUGAAACCUUUCCAGGUGCACACGAGCGUCUUGGCACAACGGAUGUACAGCAGACAAUUAAACUGAGAGCACUCUUUGCCCACGAGGACUUCAGUUUGCAACACCUUAGAAAAUGACGUCGCCCUUCUACACCUUAGCAAACCGGCCAAAUUGAGCGACAAAGUCAGCUCCGUUUACCUUCCUGCCAAAGGAUCUCGAAUUUCAGCCCGCCACCGAUGCUACAUGACAGGUAGCAUUAAUAUUGAUUAAUAUUAAUAAUUAAUAUUAAGAAAAGCAAAGGGGUGAGGGGAGGAAGGGGAUAACAUUAAGUAGCUUGUAAAAUUUUCUAAUCUCUAUCUCUCUCUCUAUCUCUCUCUCUCCCUCUAAUCGCUCUGACGAAGGGCUAACGCUCGAAAGGUCAGCUUUUUUACCCUUUACGGUGGCUAAUUUACGUUUUCAACCCAGUUGUUAACACUAAAUUACCUGCUAUACUCUCCCACCGACGCAGCACCACAGUUUCUUUAGAAACUUACCCCUUUAUUUAAAAUUUUCUACCUAAAUUCUUUAACUCAGGAUGGGGUCGGACUGAAGGUGGAGGCGACGUCGCAGACAUCUUGCAACAAGCGAUGCUUCCCGCACAGAGUCACAGGCGAUGUUCCAAAAAGUGGGGCAAAGUAGGGGCACCAAUUGACAAAACAUCCAUGAUCUGUGCAGGAAGUGGUAAACCAAACAAGGCAGGUGGUUGUCAAGGUGAUAGCAGUGGACCAUACGUAUGCGAAGAAAAUGGCAGAUGGGUUUUACGCGGUGCUGUUAGCUGGGGUAGUCUUCAAUGCGAGUUUCCAUCUGAAUAAUUUCACCUGGAACAUUGCGUAUCAAUUCCGCCAGAGCAUUUAGCGAAGUAAACAAGAAAUUUUGUAGCACAUUAAAUUUUGAAGGGUCUAGUGUUUCACAGAGACACUCGAAAUGAUUUUAAAGCUUGCAAAACAUAAAGUUGUUGUUUAAUUGCACAGCUGACGUCCGACUGAUUUCUUUUGUGGAUCAAAGCCUGUUCCCCACCUCCACCUUUAAACUGUCACCCUUUCCACUAUAAUUAUGCAAGUUCUUCACUGAAACUGUUCUCUAUACAUUUCCCGUGGAUCUUAUAAGGAGAAAGUAACGAACAAUCAAGAGCUUUUUGAGUUUGUGAUUAUAUUCUUUAUUCUCUUGUCUUUAGUCUUUGAUUAAGGGGUGAAACUAAAUUGUUGUCAAUCGUAGGGGCUCAAGUGUACACUGAGAAGACUAUGAGUGGUCCUUCUUAAAGUUGAUAGCGCCGUAAGGGGUAGAAAGUAUCGUGGUCAAAAACAUCUUCCCUUAUCUUAUUGUUUCAACAUCGUUAAUGUAAAGGACGUCGAUAGUGGCUCACAUGGAUAACAAGUUUGUUUUAUAAUGUAAAACCAGUUAUUUUAUCCUCUAUUAGAUUUUAUCUCUGUAUAGAUCGUCCAAAAAAAAUCGGUAGCUUGUCAAAGUUUUAAACCUAAGACUUACUGACAACUAUACAAAUUGCUUCAUCAGAAAAUGAAGCGAUUACGUUUUCCUAGCUUGCGUGAACAGCAUUUAAGGACAUGAUCACAAAGGAUGUCUUUAUUGUUGCUACAUGAAGAUAAUUACUGUUUACAGAACCAAGCAAACAGUUGACAAACUUUCAAAAAGAUAUUUACAUUUGGCUAUAUUAGAUAUUUUUAGGACAUCGAGAGUGAGUCUAGCAGUUUUUGGCAAGUUCCCUGUAUCAUAUAAUUGUUAAAUUGCUAUAAGUCAUUCCCAUUUUCAUUGUACGAGGAAAUAGUCGUCAAUGCGUACAUGAGCAUUCUUACAAAACUAUGGCAUCUGUAAAAAAAAUUCUUGAAUGUAAUCAAUAUGGUUGCUUUAUCGAUAGAUAAGUUUUUUUCCCUAGGAUCUUGCCUUUGAACGUAAUACGAAGACAAAAAUUAAGGAACUUGUUGGAGCGGACUUACUAGGGAAAUAUAAUGUGACUAGUCGCUUUCUGUCAUAACUGAUGCUUAACUAAUGCUUAACUGAAGUUAUUGACAGUAUUGUACUCUGAGAUGUGUUCCAGGUUGAUCUGAGAUCUGUGUGUCGCAUUUUCAAAAACCAAAUUAACACUGCGGAUGGAUGCAGCUUUGUUUCAACGCAUAUGAUUAACACUAGUGUGUCAUCAGUCGUGGGAUUUAUUAAAAAAUAACCAUUUCAUAUCGUUUUUAUUAACAAUCAAUAAAGCUGCAGUUUAAAAGGGUAAUUGCAGGGCGAUUGUUUCUUAAAAGGGCAAUUCCAGAGAAAAAAGCGGUGAAUAAAAAAGACAACUUUUUUUAAAAUGACAAUGCACAAUAAAGAGGAGCCGAUGCUAUACAUCUGUCAGCUGAAAAAAUUGCCUUUUUAUAAAUGUAACGGCGUCUUGUCUUCCCUCACUUCCUACCUUGGAUAGGAUACCACUAUCAUGUUGUCUGUUUUUAUCGCUGUUGUAGCUCUUUGUAUUCCUGCCCUUUCUGAAGGUACGAAACACUUCAUAAAUUUUUCAUUUUUCAAUUCCCCAUCCUUUUCAUUUUAGAAAGGUCAUACAUACUAAAGCAAAGUAUAACGCAACAUUAAUUUACGAAUAGCAUGGUAGAACUAAGAGUGUCUUUUUUGCCCAUUCUUGAGAACAAGUACAUGUACUAAUAUGUAACCAUAUCAAUAUCUCUGUUUCAAGAUCACAGGAAGCUCCCCACUUUUCUGCAUAAAAGAAAAAAAAAAACAAAAAACAGAACAAUGCAAUUCAUUUUUCUCUCGAUCCUCGUGAAAGAUCCAAAUCCGCAUAUCUCUUCAUGAUCAGUGACUGGUGCCUUCUUUAUCUUUGGGAUAACUUUGAUUUGGAUCCAUAAGAACGUGAAAACCAUGUACGGUAAUCUGGGGUUUUGUGUUUUCAUUUGUCUGUUAGCUCCAUAAUCUCGCAUGUAUUGAUGAAUUUCAGGGUGCGGUUCUCGUCCGCCUGGUGCCCGUGUGGUUAACGGGGAUGAUGCUGCGCCGCAUUCGUGGCCUUGGCAGAUCUCUCUCAGGGUGAAUGGACGACACAUUUGCGGAGGAUCUCUGAUCAAGCCUGGUUGGGUUGUAACUGCUGCUCACUGCGUAGAAAGGAACCCAGAUCCUAGCGGGUACACAGUGGUCGUUGGUAAGUGCACAUGUUGAAUAAUCGGAGGUAGCAUUGCCAGGUCUCUCGAAAUGCGAAAAUGUUACCUCAUUCUCAAUUGCUGAAACACAUUUUGCAACACGAUUUCUUGAAUCUUUCACUCAUGGAGUAUAAUUUUAUCACUUACGCUUCUGAGAGACCGUUCAUUGUACAUCGUCUGGGGAUGUGGGGUGGGGAGGCUGGAGGAUUCUGGUUAUGAAACGGCAACGUUAACCUGAUCCCCCAAUAUUCUUAUCAUCCCCCUCCCCCCCCUCAUUGCCAUUUAAUUAUCCGAAGUCCUGCCUUUAUUGCCUGUUAUUCUCUGCCUGCGAAGACUAAUCAUCCCUCCUUUUCCCCUGAAAACUAUGUGAUCUCCCAAAAUCCUCCCCUUCCCCUCCAACGAUGACGAACGGUCACUAAGUUUUCUCACUAUGUAGGGGCCCACAUCAGAACUGGGACUACAGCUGUACAACAAACAUUCAAUUUGAAAAAGCUUUUCAAACACGAAGGAUUCUCAAUGAGCCAUCUAAGGAAAGACAUUGCCCUGCUGCAACUGGAUGGCGAAGUUCAACUCAGUGAUAAAGUCAACACGGUUUGUUUGCCACCUAAAGGAAGUAGAAUUCCACCAGGAACUGAGUGUUUCAUCACUGGUAAGUUUGCUUACAGGCUCGAAAAAAUCAUAUUUUGUGGUAAUUGCAUUUGUCAACUUUAUUUUUGUGAAUUUAGUAUCUAGAAUUUAGUAUUUACACUAAUGAUAAAAUAUUUCUCGUUUUCUUCUAUGAGGAGAGGCAGACUCUGAUCUUUUUGAUCGAGUCAAAACGUUUUGCAUCUAUUCCGUUUUCAUGACAAUACCGUUGCACCUUGGAUUUCUGAAAAUUCCAGAUGUAAGAACAUUUUUGGAGGAGAAGGCGGAGGGAAUCCUAAAAUCUCCAAGUGUUUCAAAACAUCGAUGGCCGGUGAAGCUAAGAAGGAUCAAAGAAUUGGGAUGAUUUGAAAGUUGAUUUUCCACGCUAACAUCAAAUAGAACUUAGUAGACACGGGACAGUUUUAGUAUGUUUUUAAGUUUCCCGAAAAUUCAGUCCGCAAUAGAGAGCUAGCUGCUUCAAGAUCUUAUUAUCUUUACUACCAGGAUGGGGAAGGAUCAUCGGAGGUGGCCCAGCCGCAAACGCCCUACAGCAAGCAAAACUUCCAGUUGUAGAUCACAACACGUGCAGCAGAACGAACGGUCAACUCGCUCCGGUCGAGGAAUCGAGUAUGCUCUGUGCAGGAAGUGGACAAGCAAACCAGGCAGGUGGUUGCCAAGGAGAUAGUGGAGGUCCUUUUGUUUGUAAAGAAAAUGAUGGAUGGGUUUUACGAGGCGCAGUCAGCUGGGGAAAUGGAAUGUGCAGGACUGAAUUCUACACUGUGUUUGCCCGUGUCAGCAGUUUCAUUGACUGGCUAAAUCAGAAAAUGUCUGGUAGUGGGGGCAGUGGUGGCAGUGGUGGCAGUGGUGGCAGCGGAGGUGGUAAGCAUGUCUCCUUCUUAUAUUUAUGAUACGGAAAUCAAUUGUGAUGGUUGCUCCGGACUUCCUGUUUUUCUUCCCCUGUGGGCCAGUUACUAACAAAAACUAUCCUCCAGCUUAGACAUGUGCACAGCAGUCUAAGUGACUUUUAAAAACCGGAAAUAUUGCAAUACUGAUGAGGCCUAAUCAAAAGUUAAAGCAGUUACCGCUGACUGUUCGGGUAAUGUUGUUCCCAAACGCGUAAAAGCUAGAACAUACCAAUUUUUUCUCGUCUAAUUUGGCUUUUUCUUUUUUUGUUUGUCUGUUUUGUUUUGGUUUCUUUUUUUUAAUGAUUCGUUGUUUUACUGUUGUUUUGCUGUUGGUUUUGGUACGUUUACUUCUGAAGGGAAGGUGCUGCAUGAUUCUUUUAUCUUCUAUAUCUGAUUCAAAAUGGAUACGAAGUCCAUCAACCUAAUAGUUUACUUCAUGCCCAUUCAAAGAAAAAAUAAACAGAAUUCUAAUCCUAUAUUUUCAGCAUGUACAGAUGGCCACAGAAACUGCCCGUACCUAAAACAGUACUGUAACACCCAUCCGUACGUCAAGCAAAUAUGCAAAAAGUCAUGCGGACUAUGUAAGUUAUUUAAUAUAUGUGCAUUACAUUUAUGGGUGUAAAUGCAAUACUGUCAUUAGUAAUGAAGCUUUCAAACCACUAUUCUGGAUUAAAUCAUCUUAAUAAUCCUCUUCAAGAGAUCAUAAAGAGUUUAUAUUCUCUUGUCCUCGUAUCACAUAGCAAAAACAACAAAAUAAAACAAAUAGAAUCGCCCCCUUCCCUCUACGCUCUUUCCAUGUUUUUCUCUAUUACAAUAUGUAUUAUUAUAGUUAAUAACUGAGUGACUAAAUAUGCUUCUUGAGAACAAUCGUGUUUAAAAAGAAAAUGUGGGAGUACGGUAUCCCUUUACAAACUUUUAGGCAACCAGCGCUUAACAUGAAUGGCCUUCGAUGAGUUCCAUAAGAAGAAGUUGAAAUCUAACCAAAGUGGCCGCCAUGACUGUCACAUUUUUAUGAUAGUAGAAAUGGGGAUAUAUUUGAUGGUAGAUAAUGGUACAGAUAAUUGAUCUCCACAUAACUGAUGGAGAGAUCAUAAUUGUAUAAGACGUUUACCCACGUGACUGGCAGCUCAUCUGGCUCCGGUAAAAUUUGAUUCUGUUUCUAUUCCGCAGGUGGAGGUGGUGGUAUCGGGCCUGCGUGUAAGGAUAGCAGCAAGUACUGUCCAAUGUUCGCUUCACAAUGCUCGACUAACGCUUACGUAAGAAUUAAAUGCAAGAAGACAUGUCGAUUGUGCUGAACAUAUAAAAUCGGGCCUCAGGUUAGUUACCACUACAAAGAGUUGUUUACUUGGCCCUCGCAAGAACAAGACGAUAAACAACCAAAAUUUUAUUUGAAUUAAAAUAAAAUGGAUGAACCCUUUGUUUAUUUUGCUGUGUUUCAAAGUUAUCAAACUACUUUUCCUCCAAAGGGUAGCAAGUCAGGAGGAGAGAACAAUUAUGGGUUAUCCUUGUUUUAUACGCUUGUAUGGGACACGUGACUUUAUCCAAGAUAGAAGUUUCAAAUUAAAAAAAAAUUAAAAAAUUAAUGGGUUAUCCAUAUUUUUUACGAUGUUGAAAGACACGUGAUUUUAUCUGAGAUGGUGAAUUUUCUCUAGGUGAUCAUUAAUUCGCCCAUUAAAUUCACUUUCAACCGUUGCAAACCCCAUUUUCCAUCAAAUAACCGUUGUAAACUGUUGUUUAAUUUAUCCUAUUACCUCUAUACGUUAUCUCGCAAUUUAAUAGAUAUCCAAAAGUGGAGAGCUGUUUCGACAUAGUUAGGUUCUGUCUAGAUGAGCAAAAAGUUAAAAUGUCUGACUCCGAACAGACCACCGCCUUAUAUCCUAAUACGAUAAAGUAGGAUUUAUUUACAACUGAUAUUCGUUUUCAUUUUCUUACUUUACAGGUUUUAGGACUUGAUAAAUCAAUUGCUAUUGUGGGGUUGAAAAUAACA